CGCUGUUGUACGAGUAGGAAGCGGAGGAGGCCGUGCAGUCGGAUUGCUGCAGAAUUUGAAUUUUGCGUAGAGCUCAAGUAUGGGUGUUAGAGGCUUGCAUUGGUUUGUGACCAGUACCUGUCCAGGUGGGUGUAUGGUAGUGAACCUGAAAGAAAUGGCUGAAAACCAUCAGAGCAAGUAUCCUGGAUCAGUCCCUGUUUUGGUGGUAGAUGCGAUGUCUUGUCUUCGACAGUGGUACACACCAGAAUCUUGGGUGUGUGGUGGCCAAUGGUGUGAAUAUCUUUCUAAUCUGGAUGGUUUCAUAAGGGCCUUCUCAGCAGCUGGUAUCAAACUGGUGUUCUACUUUGAUGGCCUGGUGGAGCAGAAGAAGCGGGAUGAAUGGGUCAAGCGGCGAUUAAAAAAUAACAAAGAAAUAGCCAGGAUCUUUCAGUUCCUCAAGAUCAAUAAGCAGCAGCCUGGGAGAGGAAUGUUCUUUAUUCCUUCUGGGUUGGCCACUUUUACAUGCUUUGCUUUGAAGACCCUUGGUCAAGAGACACGAUGUUCACUGCAAGAGGCAGACCAUGAAGUGGCAUCUUAUGGACUGCACAACAAUUGCUUGGGAAUCCUUGGAGAAGACACUGACUAUCUGAUUUAUGACACAGUUCCCUAUUUUUCCAUUAAUAAGCUCUGUUUAGAGAAACUAGAAACUAUCACGUACUCAAGACAGAAUCUUUGCAGUAUGCUGGGCCUCUGUUUAACAGAUCUUCCCCUUUUGGCCUGCAUCCUUGGCACAGACAUCAUACCAGAAAGGGCUAUGGAAAGUUUUCGGAAUAAAUGCAUAGCUUCAUCAUCUGGAAAAAGUCAGUGCUCUGAUAAAAGGUCAAGCAUGAUUCUAGCUGUGGCCAAUUACAUUUCAACUAUUCCACGCUCAUAUGAUAGUGUGAUCACUUUGGCAGAAAUGUUGCCUCAGGGAUUGGACAAGACUAUACUUUACCAAGGAAUAGAAUCUUACCUCCUGCCUGGGCAGCAGUCUCCGUGGCUUCCCUGUGACUUCUCACAUCACUCAGUAGCAUCAACGCAACAAGAAGUGCCACUGUGUUCAGAUCAGGAAAUCUUUCAGAUAGCAAAACAGCAACACGUGAGAGCCGAAAACUAUAUGGUGUACAACAUCCUGAGUUCUGGAGAAGUUGAAUGUAGCAAUACAUUGGAAGAUGAACAGGAUGCAGAACUUCCUGGACAGGCACGUAUCUACCAGCUUGCCCGUCAGCAUAUCUAUUCAAUCCUGCUGGAAUCUGUAAAAGAUGUCCAUGGAACUUAUCCUGUGGUAAAGGAGUGGUUCGUAUACCCUGGGAACUCCCUACAGCAACCAGACCUAAUACAACCAAAGCAACUUCCAGGUGGCACUCCUAGUUUGAGAUUGCUGUGGCUCGGCAGAGGACCAGAAGAUGAAAAGCGCCGCUACUGCACAUUCCUGGCAUGCUUUCAACUUCAAGAUGUGGCAGAGGAGCUCCAGGCUCUGGAAGCUCCCACUGGGGCUGUCUGCACCCUGUUGCUCUACCUCAUACUGCAAGUGGGCAGCCUCUCUUUGGAAGACUUGAAUGCUUUUAUGGCUCAGGCACUGUGCCUUAAGGGGAAGUCAGCUGCUCAGCUUGCAGACUUGCAGCUGGCCCAGGUUGAUUCAAGAGCUGUCCAGCUCGGUUCUCUCUUCAUCCGAGGCCUGUGUGUGUUGGUGAUGGCCAACAGUGCUUGUGGCUUCCCCUUCAGAAUGGAUGAUUUAAUGCCAUGGCACAUAUUUGAUGGGAAGCUCUUUCAAGAGAAAUAUGAGCAGGCCCACAGAGGAUGCCAUUUGCAUGAGCUUUUGGAAGGCAAUGAAGCUUGGCUUGCAGAGUUUCAGAACCUCAGAUCCCUUAUUUGUAAAGUAUGCUCAGCAAAAGGUAGACAUAUUCAGAGCAGACAGAGACCGAACAGAUUUGUGACUGACAGACAAGGAAGAUGCCAAGGUUCUCGUUUUCAGAAUCCAAGAAGAAUUCAGCCACAUCACCAGUACAGGCAAUACUUUGGGAGAGUCUCUCAGCCACCUGGUUAUCCAGCUGAAUUCCAGCCUCCAGGUCCGGGAUUUAGGUCAAGACAUGGACCACCAAGGAGACAAAGAUUCUAGCUUGCUGCUCAGUGAAUCAUUAUUACAGAAUAUGGCCCAGUUGAUUCUCCUCAUCAUAAACAGAACAACCAAGCAAAUAGUCCUGAUAGUCUGCAAAAAUUAAUCAUUACAAUUUCAUGAUAUAUUUAAUGCUGUAUAUUGCAUUGUUUAAAUGUGGUGAGCAAUACAGCUUGCCUUGCUUUUUCAAGCUGUAUGGAUUCUCAUGAGUAUAUAUUGUUACACGGUGGAUUGAAAGGUGUUCCCUCAAGGGAAGCAGCAGCCAAAAAAUAGCAAUUAGUCAAAGGAAGAAGAAAAAAAACUUUCUAAAGGGCUCAAUUUUGGAUGCCACACUAUUCAGUAAUUUCAUUAAUCAAGUGGCAGGGAGCAUUCUAACACACUUCUGGAUGACAGCUGAAGGGUGGACUACAAAGACUGAAAAACAGCAUUUCAAAAUAAACUCAGAAAGAAGUUAAAUUCAUUGAAGAGUAUAUUACACUGAAAGGUGAUAUCUACAAAGUGGGAGAAAAGUAUCUUCAGAGUUUCCAUUCCUAUUUUGUCCUUAUCUGCCAAUAAAAAAUAUUUGUUGUAUUGACAUUUAA
Varanus komodoensis (Komodo dragon) is the source of this 2715-nucleotide messenger RNA. RefSeq names its product family with sequence similarity 120B (gene FAM120B). The transcript is spliced from 11 exons. Gene Ontology annotation, cellular component: nucleus. Bases 80 to 2137 code for a protein of 685 amino acids. NCBI's taxonomy places the organism in Eukaryota, Metazoa, Chordata, Lepidosauria, Squamata, Varanidae. The record is from RefSeq and is a predicted model, not a curated record.